AUGACAACCCACGUGACCCUGGAAGAUGCGCUGUCCAAUGUGGACCUCCUGGAGGAGCUUCCACUCCCUGACCAGCAGCCAUGUAUCGAGCCUCCUCCUUCUUCUAUUAUGUAUCAGGCAAAUUUUGACACCAACUUUGAAGACAGAAAUGCCUUUGUCACCGGAAUCGCCAGAUACAUUGAACAGGCCACUGUCCACUCCAGCAUGAAUGAAAUGCUUGAGGAGGGGCAUGAGUAUGCUGUCAUGCUAUACACCUGGAGAAGCUGCUCUAGAGCUAUCCCUCAGGUGAAGUGCAAUGAGCAGCCUAACCGAGUGGAGAUCUACGAGAAGACUGUGGAGGUGCUGGAGCCAGAGGUCACCAAACUCAUGAAGUUCAUGUACUUCCAGCGUAAAGCCAUCGAGCGUUUCUGUAGUGAGGUGAAGCGUCUGUGCCACGCUGAGCGUAGGAAGGAUUUCGUGUCCGAGGCUUACCUGCUCACUCUCGGCAAAUUCAUCAACAUGUUCGCCGUGUUGGACGAGCUGAAGAACAUGAAGUGCAGUGUUAAAAACGACCACUCUGCAUAUAAAAGGGCCGCGCAGUUCCUGAGAAAAAUGGCUGACCCGCAGUCUAUCCAGGAAUCUCAAAACCUCUCUAUGUUCUUAGCCAAUCACAACCGGAUCACGCAGUGUCUGCACCAGCAGCUGGAGGUGAUCCCUGGCUAUGAGGAGUUGCUAGCUGACAUUGUUAACAUCUGUGUGGACUAUUAUGAGAAUAAAAUGUACCUGACUCCCAGUGAGAAACAUAUGCUUCUCAAGGUGAUGGGAUUUGGUCUGUAUUUGAUGGAUGGAAAUGUCAGCAAUAUUUACAAGCUGGAUGCCAAGAAGAGAAUAAACUUGAGCAAAAUCGACAAGUUCUUCAAGCUCCAGGUUGUGCCCUUAUUUGGGGACAUGCAGAUUGAACUAUCACGCUACAUUGAAACCAGCGCCCACUAUGAAGAGAACAAGUCAAAGUGGACCUGUACUCAGAGCAGCAUUAGUCCGCAGUAUAACAUCUGUGAGCAGAUGGUGCAGAUCAGAGAGGACCACAUCCGCUUCAUCUCCGAGCUGGCGCGUUACAGUAACAGCGAGGUGGUCACCGGCUCCGGUCUGGACAGUCAGAAGUCUGAUGAAGAGUACAGAGAACUCUUUGACCUGGCCCUCAGGGGCCUGCAGCUGCUGUCCAAGUGGAGCACACACGUCAUGGAAGUGUAUUCGUGGAAGCUGGUGCACCCCACCGACAAGUUCUGCAACAAGGACUGUCCCGGCACUGCGGAGGAAUAUGAGCGUGCCACCCGCUAUAACUACACCAGCGAGGAGAAGUUUGCCCUGGUGGAGGUCAUUGCCAUGAUAAAGGGUCUCCAGGUCCUGAUGGGCCGGAUGGAGAGCGUGUUUAACCAGGCCAUCCGGAACACCAUCUACGCAGCGCUGCAGGACUUCGCCCAGGUCACCCUCAGAGAACCGCUCAGGCAGGCCGUACGCAAGAAAAAGAACGUCCUGAUCAGUGUUCUCCAGGCCAUUCGGAAAACCAUCUGUGACUGGGAAGGGGGUAGGGAGCCACCGAACGACCCUUGUCUGCGGGGAGAGAAGGAUCCCAAGGGAGGGUUCGAUAUUAAAGUCCCCCGUCGUGCUGUCGGACCAUCGAGCACGCAGGUAACGUUUUUUUUUUUAUGCGUGGCUUACAUUGUCACAGGUGGGACAAAAGCUGAGCAAAUGAGAGCUUCAGAUGAUCUCUAUAUGGUACGCACCAUGCUGGAGUCUCUGAUUGCUGAUAAGAGCGGCUCUAAGAAGACUCUGCGUAGCAGUCUGGACGGCCCCAUCGUGCUGGCCAUCGAAGACUUCCACAAGCAGUCCUUCUUCUUCACGCACCUUCUCAACUUCAGCGAGGCUCUGCAGCAGUGCUGUGACCUCUCCCAGCUCUGGUUCCGAGAGUUUUUCCUGGAAUUGACCAUGGGUCGCCGCAUCCAGUUCCCCAUUGAGAUGUCAAUGCCCUGGAUCCUGACCGACCACAUCUUGGAGACCAAGGAACCCUCCAUGAUGGAGUAUGUUCUUUACCCAUUAGAUUUGUACAAUGACAGUGGUUACUACGCCCUAACCAAAUUCAAGAAACAGUUCCUCUACGAUGAGAUCGAGGCAGAGGUGAACCUCUGCUUUGACCAGUUUGUCUACAAAUUGGCAGAUCAAAUAUUUGCCUACUACAAAGCAAUGGCUGGAAGUGUGCUCCUUGACAAGCGAUUCCGGGCAGAGUGUAAGAACUACGGUGUGAUUAUCCCGUACCCACCGUCCAAUCGCUAUGAGACUCUGCUGAAGCAGAGACACGUUCAGCUUUUGGGACGCUCCAUCGACCUGAACAGGCUUAUCACCCAGCGGAUCUCUGCAGCCAUGUAUAAGUCCCUGGAUCAGGCCAUCAGUCGCUUUGAGAGCGAGGACCUCACCUCCAUUGUGGAGCUGGAAUGGUUGAUAGAGGUAAAUAGAUUGACUCAUCGCCUGUUGUCAAAGCACAUGACCCUAGACAGUUUCGAUGCCAUGUUCCGCGAGGCCAACCACAACGUGUCUGCCCCUUAUGGCCGAAUCACUCUGCAUGUCUUCUGGGAGCUCAAUUUUGACUUCCUCCCUAACUACUGCUACAAUGGCUCUACCAACCGAUUUGUGCGGACUGCCAUUCCCUUUACCCAGGAGCCUCAGAGGGACAAACCAGCCAAUGUACAGCCUUACUACCUGUACGGCUCCAAGCCGCUGAACAUUGCUUACUCCCACAUCUAUAGUUCAUACCGGAACUUUGUUGGUCCCCCACAUUUCAAGACCAUCUGCCGUCUCCUAGGUUACCAAGGAAUCGCCGUGGUGAUGGAGGAACUGCUCAAGAUUGUCAAGAGCUUGUUGCAGGGAACCAUCCUGCAGUAUGUGAAGACCCUUAUUGAGGUUAUGCCUAAAAUCUGUCGCCUGCCACGCCACGAGUACGGCUCACCAGGCAUCCUGGAGUUCUUCCAUCACCAGCUAAAGGACAUCAUCGAGUACGCUGAGCUGAAGACGGACGUGUUCCAGAGCCUGAGAGAAGUGGGCAAUGCCAUCCUCUUCUGUCUGCUUAUCGAACAGGCUCUGUCACAGGAAGAAGUUUGUGACCUACUACACGCUGCUCCAUUCCAAAACAUCCUCCCAAGAGUUUACAUCAAAGAGGGGGAGAGACUGGAAGUGCGGAUGAAGAGAUUGGAAGCAAAGUAUGCUCCUCUACACUUGGUGCCAUUAAUUGAAAGACUUGGGACCCCACAGCAAAUCGCCAUUGCGCGAGAAGGGGACCUUCUGACUAAGGAGCGGCUUUGCUGCGGCCUGUCCAUGUUUGAGGUGAUCCUCACACGCAUCCGCAGCUUCCUGCAAGACGGCGUGUGGCGCGGGCCUCCGCCCACCAACGGCGUCAUGCACGUGGACGAGUGUAUGGAGUUUCACCGGCUGUGGAGCGCCAUGCAGUUUGUCUACUGUAUCCCCGUGGGCACACACGAGUUCACAGCAGAGCAGUGCUUCGGAGACGGGCUCAACUGGGCCGGAUGUGCCAUCAUCGUCCUGCUCGGUCAGCAGCGUCGCUUUGACCUCUUUGAUUUCUGUUACCAUCUUCUCAAGGUCCAAAGGCAGGAUGGCAAAGAUGAGAUCAUCAAGAAUGUGCCCCUGAAGAAGAUGGCAGAUCGCAUUAGGAAGUACCAGAUACUCAACAACGAGAUCUUCGCCAUUCUCAACAAAUACAUGAAGGCGGUAGAGACGGACAGUUCCACUGUAGAGCACGUUCGCUGUUUCCAACCCCCUAUACACCAGUCGCUGGCCACCACGUGUUGA
This is a messenger RNA of Chanos chanos (milkfish), 3837 nucleotides long. It is a transcript of the gene cyfip2, whose product is annotated as cytoplasmic FMR1 interacting protein 2. Lineage: Eukaryota; Metazoa; Chordata; Actinopteri; Gonorynchiformes; Chanidae. The transcript is spliced from 28 exons. The record is from RefSeq and is a predicted model, not a curated record. Gene Ontology annotation, molecular function: small GTPase binding. The coding region runs from base 1 to 3837 and encodes 1278 amino acids. Gene Ontology annotation, biological process: regulation of actin filament polymerization.